This is a messenger RNA of Piliocolobus tephrosceles (Ugandan red Colobus), 582 nucleotides long. It is a transcript of the gene PYY, whose product is annotated as peptide YY. Bases 81 to 374 code for a protein of 97 amino acids. The record is from RefSeq and is a predicted model, not a curated record. Gene Ontology annotation, molecular function: neuropeptide Y receptor binding; neuropeptide hormone activity. Gene Ontology annotation, biological process: neuropeptide signaling pathway; feeding behavior. The transcript has 4 exons. Gene Ontology annotation, cellular component: extracellular region. Lineage: Eukaryota; Metazoa; Chordata; Mammalia; Primates; Cercopithecidae.
CAGCUUGACCUGCUGCAGUGCAGCCCUUGGGACUUCCCUCGCCUUCCACCUCCUGCUCAUCUGCUUCACAAGCUAUCGCUAUGGUGCUCGUGCGCAGGCCGUGGCCCGCCUUGGCCACAGUGAUUCUGGCCCUGCUCGUCUGCCUGGGGGCUCUGGUCGACGCCUACCCCAUCAAACCCGAGGCUCCUGGAGAAGACGCCUCCCCGGAGGAGCUGAGCCGCUACUACGCCUCCCUGCGCCACUACCUCAACCUGGUCACCCGGCAGCGGUACGGGAAAAGAGACGGCCCGGACGCGCUCCCUUCCAAAAUGUUCUUCCCCGACGGCGAGAACCGCCUCAUCAGGUCGCGGUCGGAGGUCCCAGACCUGUGGUGAGGACCCCUGAGGCCUCCUGGGAGAUCUGCCAACCACGCCCAUCUCAUUUGCAUACGCACUCCAGACCCCAGAAACCCGGAUUCUGCCUCCCGACGGCGGCCUGUGGGCACGGUUCGGGUGCGGCCCUCCGCCCGCAUCUCGGUGCCCCCGCCCCCUGGGCUGGAGGGCUGUGUGUGGUCCUUCCCUGGUCCCCAAAUAAAGAGCAAAU